Molecule: messenger RNA, 930 nt
Organism: Carya illinoinensis
Lineage: Eukaryota; Viridiplantae; Streptophyta; Magnoliopsida; Fagales; Juglandaceae
Product: TIR-only protein-like
Exons: 3
Coding region: 34-930 (298 amino acids)
Biological process (GO): signal transduction
Source: RefSeq, a predicted model, not a curated record
UGCUUAGGCUAUUAAUAUAAGUAAUUAAGAGUAAUGCAAAUCGCAGGGAAAUUAGUCGCGGCUAUAGUAGCCACGUCGCGGUUACAAGCUUUGCCCAAGUGCUUUGCUCACAGGAACCAUUGCCAAACAGUACUAGUACCGGUGGUACUAGCCCCACACGACGUGUUCAUAAGCCACCGGGGGCCCGAAACCAGAAGAAACAUUGCUGGUUUACUCCACGACCACCUUCUCAGGCGGGGGCAUAGGCCUUUCAUCGACUACCGAAACUUGAAAGCUGGUGACAAAUUGUCCGAAAAGAUUGAUACCGCCAUUCGAGAUUGUAAAGUCGGUGUCUUAGUGUUCUCGCCAAGAUAUUGUGAGUCCUCCUAUUGUCUGCAGGAACUGGCUCUGUUAAUGGAAUACAAGAAAAGAGUUAUACCCAUCUUGUAUAAUGUCAAACCGUCCCAGCUUCGGGUUGGGGACAUAUCCAGUGGACCUUGUGUUUCAGAGACAGAGCUUGAGAGAUUCAGCAGAGCACUUGAAGAAGCUAAAAAUAUCGUUGGGCUUCGCUUUGAUUCAUCAAGAGGAUAUUGGUCAGAGUUCCUACAAAGUGCUUCUGAUGCCAUCAUAGAGCAGAUCGAUACAUCUUCUGAUAAUGAAACUGCAUUUAUUACUUUCUCUACAUCGAUUACUGAGCAUAUUGAGAAGAAUAAACUAUGUGCUAAUGACAGCAUAGGCUUAUGUAAUACUGAUUCUAAUGUUGCCACAAAAGUGUAUGAUCAUGAAUUAAGCGUGCAGGAAGCAUAUAAGGAACUAUGUGAAGAAUUCGUGAAAUUUCAGAAAGUAAAUAAAAAGCUGUACAAAAACUUAACCACCAUGAAGAAUGAGAAGAAUAAUUUGGUGGAAGCACUAAAGCUGACAGAACUGGAAGUGACAAAACUGUGCGAAUAG